AUUGAACAGUUGAACAGGGCAGCAACAACCGAACGGAACGGAACAGCUCAUCCUUGCACAAUGGCGGACUUCAUAGCGGCUCCGUUAAAGAAACCAACAGAAGUUGACAUAGUUAAACCGUUGAAAAACUUAAUAUCAGCCUCUUACAGUACUGCAGAUAAUCCUGAGGAUUACAGUGAUGCUAUUAAUGAACUUAGUAAGAUUCGAAACAACGCUGUAUGGAGAGUAUUCGAGAAGUACGAGAGUUCCCUGGAGGUUAUUUAUGGGUACUAUGAUCAGCUUUGUGCUCUCGAGGCAAAAAUCCCUGCCCAUGAGGUUCAAAUACCUUUCAAGUGGAAAGAUGCUUUUGACAAAGGAACAUUCUUUGGUGGCAGGAUUAGCCUUACUGUGUCUUCGUUGAGUUAUGAGAAGGUCUGCGUUCUCUUCAACAUCGCUGCUCUGCAGAGUGCUGUAGCUUCUUCUCAAAGUUUAGUUAGUGAUGAGGGUCUCAAGUUGGCCGCCAAGCUCUUCCAGCAAUCUGCUGGUAUCUUUAACCACCUUAAAGCAACAGUCAUGCUGGCUAUCCAGCAGGACCCUACACCUGACCUCAACCCCGAUGCAUUAGCUGCCUUGGGUGCUGUUAUGCUCGCUCAAGCUCAGGAAAUGUUUGCACAAAAAGCAAUGCAUGAUAACAUGAAGCCUGCAGUGAUUGCAAAACUGUGUGCUCAAACUGAAGAACUAUAUGCUGAAGCACUUAAAGCACUUCAAAAGGAACAAUUGAAGCCUCUUUGGGACAGAGACUGGAUCUUAUUGGUUGCUGGGAAGCAGGCAUCAUUCCAUGGCUUGACCGAAUACUUCCAGGGCUUAGUGGCUCAUGAAGACAAAGCAAUCGGUGAAGAGAUAGCACGAUUGGAGAAAGCUGUUGAACUGCUGAAGGCGGGUCAGCAACGCUCAGGAAGAGCCACACUUUUUGAGGAACUCACUAAUAAAGCAACAAGAGCACUAAAUGAUGCCAAAAAAGAUAAUGACUUUAUAUAUCAUGAGCGAAUUCCAGAUUACAAAAAUCUUACUCCUGUAUCUAAAGCUGCCAUUGCCAAGGCCCUCCCUCUACCCAAACAGUUUAGUCAAAACUUCAAAGAUCUUUUUGAAAACCUUGUACCUGUCACCGUACACCAAGCUAUGGCUGCGUAUGAAGUGCGUAAAUCAGAAAUUAUCAAUGGAGAAGUUACCAAAUUGAGGGAUUCCACUAACAUGCUGAACAGUAUCCUUGCAUCACUGAAUCUUCCUGCUGCUCUUGAAGAAUCUGUAGGUGGUGCUCUUCCUCAAUCUCUGGUUGAGAAAUCAAAUGCUGUGAUAUCUGUUGGUGGAGUGGAUGCUCUCAAUGAUCAACUAACAGAACUUCCGGAGCUAUUGCAAAGAAACAGAGACAUUUUGAAUGAGGCGGAGCGUCUGUUGAAGCAAGAGCAAGAACAAGAUGAUCAACUUCGGGAAAGGUUCAAGUCUUGGACUCGUACUCCAUCUGUAAAACUCACAGAAACAUUCCGAGCCAACUUGGCUAAGUACCGGGAGAUUAUUAAUAAUGCAGUUUUAGCAGAUAAAGUUGUUCGUGAGAAAUUUGAGUCACACAGCCAGUGUAUUAAACUGCUGAGCCAGGGUGCCAAUGCUAUAAAUGAAGCUGUCCCUUCAGCCUCAUCUGCAGGGGUCAGUUCCAAUAGUUUGGCAUUCCGUAGGCUUAAAGAGCUCAUGGAAGAGGUGGAAAUCAUUAAGGCUGAGCGAGCUGCAAUUGAAUCAGAACUCAAGUCAGCAACUAUUGAUAUGAAGUCAACAUUCCUAUCUGCUCUUAGCCAAGAUGGAGCUAUUAAUGAAGUUGCUUUAAGUACAGAAAGCCUUGGUAGAGCAUUUGGUCCCUUGCAACAUCAAGUUAAAGAUUCCCUCAGUAAACAAGAAAAGAUUAUUGGCGAAAUUCAGACUCAACAUAGUGAUUUCAUCCGUGAAAGAAGUGCUAAUGGAGGAGCCUCUGCUCAGCGAGAACAGAUGCUAAUGAAUUUGGCUGCUGCUCAUGAUGCCUUUAUGGAGCUACAGAGCAACCUGAAAGAAGGUGCUAAAUUCUACAAUGAUCUCACUCAGCUCCUAGUGGCUUUCCAAAACAAAAUAUCUGAUUUUUGUUUUGCACGGAAGACUGAAGUAAAUGAAUUACUAGAGAAUAUUGCUAAUGAAAAGCCAGCAGAAGAUACUUCAGAAGUUAAAAAGGCUGCCCCUCCACGUCCCCCACCUCCUACCACUUCACCUGCCUCAACUCCAGCGUCUCAAGCUGGACCGUCAACGGCCGGGGCCCCCCAUCUUCCAUAUCCUUCUUACCCUGUUGGGAUGCCUGUUCCAUACGGGGCUUCAAGCUCUGUGCCAUACCCAUCAUACGUGCCUCCGCCCAUGCCUCAGAGCUUCAAUCCGUAUGCGGGCAUGGGAGGUGUACCAUAUCCUCAGCAAGGAUAUGGUGGGUAUCCCAUACCACCUCAACCGCAGUACCCUGGGUAUCCUCCAUACCAGCCUAUGCCCCCUCACCAGAUGCCUCCUCAUAAUCCACAUCAGUGGUAGAAGUUAUUGGUUGAUGAUUCAUGAAUUGCAUUUCAGCUUAAUUUUUAUUAGAGGCAAAUUUUGUAGCAUCAUUUAAAAUAUUGAUCUGGAGCACAGCCUCAAAGGUUUGAUGAAAAUUAGGAGCCUUCUUCUUCUUUGCAGUUAUAACCUACCACCAAUAACUUACUGCAAAGUUUGUUUCUGGAUAGUGUUGUUGUUGGGUGCUAUAUUAUUUAAACUAGAAUAUUUUAAUUAAACAUGCUUUUCAUUAAAAGUGAAAAUAUUUUAGUAGGGCCUGAACAAGUUAAGUUACUAGAUAGGAAAAAUCGCUGAUGCUUCCUUUUGUGACCUAAUAAUUGAGAUGAACUCACAUGGGUUGUUUGGCAAUGUUCACACUUAUGUAUCCAAGUGACCAUUUGUAAUUAGUAUUUCAGUUUUAAUUGCAGUUUUGAAGAAAAUGUCAUUGUACCUCUUUGGUUGUUUAACACUUGAAUGUUUUUUUGUGUUUUUUUUUUUGUUAGUCUCUCUAACAUCAGAUCUGAUGACAGUUAUGCAUUUUGUUCUUUCAGAAUAAUUACUGUGAGCAACUUUUGCCACAACGGUAAAAUACAGAACGUUGCCUCUGUUGUGCCUUACUAGAGUUCUCUGAGAAGCCAGAAAAACCUUCAGUUCAUUUUUUUCCCAUACAAAUUUGUCAAGGGAUCAAAUUAAUUCAAUUGAAGACUGAAGUUUGGUUUUUGCAAAAUUGAAAUUUGUGUUGUCCCAUGUGUUUUUAAAUUCUUAACAUAUGUUAAAAUUGCUAGCUUAUUGGAGGCGGUGCUGGAUCCUCUGGAUUUCAAAUAAUAAAAAAAAUUUAUGCAAGAUUUUUUUUUUUGUACGAUUAUAGGUAUGAGUUAAUGUCGUCAAGGUCUUGAUGUUUAUAAAAUGUUGUGAUUUUUUGACUAUUGUGUUUGUAUAAAAUAUGAAUGUAUUGCCGAAGGAAAGAUGAUUUUGAAAGGUGUAAGAUCAGUAACAUUUGUAUUCAAUAUUAUUUUAAUUCAUCAUUAUUGCUAUCGUUAAUGAAACAAUGCUGGUACAUAGCAUAUCACCAAGAAACUGAUGAUACAAGUUCGAGCUUUGACAUGUUUUAUUGUACCAUCGUAAUUCACACAUAUGUUAAUGUGAAGUUAAAAUAAAACUCAUAUUUUCAA
This is a messenger RNA of Frankliniella occidentalis (western flower thrips), 3740 nucleotides long. RefSeq names its product programmed cell death 6-interacting protein (gene ALiX). The transcript is spliced from 15 exons. The record is from RefSeq and is a predicted model, not a curated record. Bases 61 to 2571 code for a protein of 836 amino acids. Gene Ontology annotation, biological process: mitotic cytokinesis. Lineage: Eukaryota; Metazoa; Arthropoda; Insecta; Thysanoptera; Thripidae. Gene Ontology annotation, molecular function: protein binding. Gene Ontology annotation, cellular component: endosome.